Molecule: messenger RNA, 3089 nt
Organism: Jatropha curcas
Lineage: Eukaryota; Viridiplantae; Streptophyta; Magnoliopsida; Malpighiales; Euphorbiaceae
Gene: PRP39
Product: Tetratricopeptide repeat (TPR)-like superfamily protein
Biological process (GO): mRNA 5'-splice site recognition; RNA processing
Cellular component (GO): U2-type prespliceosome; U1 snRNP; commitment complex
Molecular function (GO): protein binding; pre-mRNA 5'-splice site binding
Source: RefSeq, a predicted model, not a curated record
UUUAGCGUUACCCACCAAAAAAAAACAAAAGAAAAAAACGAAGCCCCAAAAAAACCAAACCAAACCAAACCAAAAGAGACCUCCUCCACCUUGGUCUAGGAGACGCCGAAGCGAAAUCUCGAACUCUCUGCAACCUAAACGACCCCGUUUUAUCUCUGCUUGUACUAUAGAGAUAUAAGUUCUUUGAUUGAGUAUGGGAGACAGUGAGAUGGUCGUUACUGAAACAUCUACAGUCACUGAUUAUGCAUCAGCUGGAUAUGUUUCUACUGGUUAUGGUGAUACAGGUUCAAACCUUGUUCCUGAUUCUGCUGUUUAUACCGCUGAGGGCACAGGAGCUUUUGCUGCUUCUGCUGAUGCAGCUUAUAGUGCGGCAGCUGCUGCUAAUUUUGCCGAUGCAAAUGCAUAUGGUGCAGAAUCUAAUUCUACUGUACAAGGGGCCCAUGUUGAUGCAACGUAUGAGGCCAAGACAGAUGAUGGAAUGGGUGUUGCCAGUGAUAAUGUUGGUGCAACGGAGAAUACAUCUGUGAUGCCAUCCCAAGCUGCUGCUUAUGAUUCUUCUAUAAAUGGCAAUAUUGGUGGUGAAGCAGGAAGUGUAACAUUGGCUGAGAAUGGUACUGCUGUAGAUGUUGCAGGGGAAGCUGAUUCUUCCGUGGAUGGUUCUGUGACACCAAUGUCCAGUGAAGAGGAGCGAUUGUGGAGCAUUGUGAGGGCUAAUUCCUUGGAUUUUGAUGCAUGGACUGCCUUGAUUGAUGAGACAGAGAAGGUGGCAGGGGAUAAGAUAUCGAAAAUUCGAAAAGUAUAUGAUGCAUUCAUGGCUGAAUUCCCAUUGUGCUAUGGUUAUUGGAAGAAGUAUGCAGAUCAUGAGGCACGUGUUGGUUCUAUGGACAAAGUUCUGGAGGUAUAUGAGCGAGCUGUCAUGGGGGUGACAUACUCUGUGGACAUUUGGUUGCACUAUUGUGUAUUUGCCAUAAAUACAUAUGAAGAUCCAGAGACCAUUAGAAGGCUAUUCGAGCGUGGCUUAGCUUAUGUUGGAACAGAUUAUCUGUCUUACCCUCUUUGGGAUAAGUACAUUGAAUAUGAAGAAAUGCAUUCACAGUGGAGCCAUGUUGCCAUGAUUUACACAAGGAUAUUAGAGAUUCCAAAUAAACGUUUGGAUGAUUAUUUCAAUAGAUUUAAAGCUUUUUGUUCAAGUCACCCGCUGUCGGAAUUAAGAACUGUUGAGGAAGCUGCUGCUUCUGUUCCUGCUACUUCAGAGGUUGGUGGACAAGCAAAUGGGGGAGAAGUUCUUCCUGAUGCUGCUGAACAAUCUUCUAAACCUGUAAGUGCGGGCUUAACAGAAGCUGAGGAGUUGGAGAAGUAUAUCGCCAUUAGAGAAGAGAUAUAUAAGAAAGCUAAAGAGUUCGAUUCUAAGAUAUGUGAUUUUGAAAAUGCUAUUAGGAGGCCUUACUUUCACGUGCGGCCCCUCAAUGUUGCAGAGCUUGAAAAUUGGCACAACUAUCUGGAUUUUAUAGAAAGAGAAGAUGAUUUGAACAAGGUGGUCAAGUUAUAUGAAAGAUGCCUAAUUGCUUGCGCCAAUUAUCCUGAGUAUUGGGUACGUUAUGUUUUGUGCAUGGAAACAUGUGGAAGUAUGGAUCUUGCUAAUAAUGCACUUGCUCGUGCAACUCAAGUAUUUGUAAAGAGACAACCAGAGAUUCACCUUUUUGCUGCCCGGUUUAGAGAGCAGAGUGGAGAUAUACCUGGUGCCCGGGCUGCAUACCAACUUGUACACUCUGAAAUUGCUCCUGGUCUUCUUGAAGCUGUUGUUAAGCAUGCAAACAUGGAACAUCGGCUGGGGAAUCUCAAAGAUGCCUUCUCUUUGUAUGAACAGGCCAUAGCCAUUGAAAAAGGAAAAGAGCAUUCACAGGUGUUGCCAAUGUUAUAUGCACAAUACUCUCGGUUUGUAUAUUUGGUUUCUGGAAAUGCAGAAAAGGCUAGAGAGAUUCUAGUUGAAGCACUUGAGAAUGCCCCAUUGUCAAAACCACUUCUUGAGGCUUUUAUAUAUCACGAGUCAAUUCAGUCACUGCCAAAGCGAAUUGAUUAUAUAGAUUCAUUAGUUGACAAGUUUAUAGCACCCAACUCAGAUAGCCUCAAUUCUGCAAGUGUUGCUGAUAAAGAAGAGAUAUCUUGCAUUUUCUUGGAGUUUUUGGGUAUGUUUGGAGAUGUUCAAUCUAUUAAGAAGGCUGAUGAUCGACAUGCCAAGCUCUUCUUACCCCACAGGAGCAAGUCUGAAUUAAAAAAGCGUCAUGCAGAGGAUUAUCUAGCUUCAGAUAAAACAAAAUUAGCAAAAUCUUACGCUGAUGCUUCUUCACCCGCACAGUCACUUAUGGGUGCAUAUCCAACUGCACAAAAUCAGUGGACGGCAAGUUAUGGUGUACAACCUCAAGCUUGGCAGAAUGUUACGCAAGCACCGGUACAACAAUUUAACCCUGGCUAUGGCCAACAGGCUGCAUACAAUACAGCUACUUAUGGUUAUGGAAGCAGCUAUACUAGCCCGCAAGUACCUACUUCUGUUGCACAAACAGCUACUUAUGGUGCUUAUCCUCCGACAUAUCCUGUCCAGCAGGCUGCUUUCCCUCAACAGAGUUAUGCACAACCUGCUGCUGCAGCAGCAACAUUGGCCCCAACUCAGCAGCCAACUUCAGUGCCACAGCCAUAUUAUGGGAGCUACUACUGAAUUUUCAAGAUCGAGUACUAGGUGUUUGCUGUGAUCAUGUUUUUGCCUUGCCAAUCAUUUCUAUGCUCAAUCUAUGCCUGUAACUAUGCAACGGGUUUGGAACAUGGGGCAUGGUGUUAGCUUAAAUGCGUGAAAGGGAUUAGGAAGAAGAGAAGUUUCUUUUUUCUGUUAUAGGUUCAGUAGCAAAUUGUAGUUAGUGCAUCAUGUUUCUUUUUGCAAUUUUCUAGGUAUUUUUUCUUGUGAGAAACUACUUUUUUUUGAACAAUUUUAGGUAGGUAGUCCUGGAGUUUUUAUUGAUAAUCUAAAAUGAAAAGGAAAAAACCAAAAAAAAAAAAAAAAAGAAACUACUCUGGAAUGUGGUAAAGCUGGUGUUAAA